GCGAGCGGCGGCGGCGCGGCGCUCCUGGCACCUGCAGCCCGCGGCGCGAUGGUGGACGCUUUCUGCGCCACGUGGAAGCUGGUGGACAGCCAGAACUUCGAUGAGUACAUGAAGGCGCUCGGAGUGGGGUUUGCUACCCGGCAGGUGGGCAAUGUGACCAAACCCACUGUGAUCAUCAGCAGCGAGGGGGAUAAAGUCACGAUCAAGACUCAGAGCACUUUCAAAAACACAGAAAUUGGCUUUAAGCUUGGCGAGGAGUUUGAUGAAACUACCCCAGAUGACAGAAACUGCAAAUCAGUAGUCACCCUGGAUGGAGACAAGUUAGUACAUGUACAGAAAUGGGAUGGCAAAGAGACAAACUUUGUUAGAGAAAUAAAGGAUGGCAAAAUGGUUAUGACUCUCACUUUUGGUGAUGUGGUUGCUGUUCGCCACUAUGAGAAAGCGUAGAGUUUACCGGACCAGACCUGUCCAUAUGGUACUUCUGCUGGAUGGACUAAUGUACUGUCCGUAACUGAGCGUAGCUAAAAUGCACACUUCUGGCAUGGAAGGUUAAUAAAGGGCUGGGGGGGUGGGUGUUUUUUAGAAAAGAUUUUUUUUUUUAUGCCAUCAAAUAGGCAAGCAUGUUUUGUAAAGUGCAACAGGUUAAACUUUGCAUUGAAUCUCUGAAACAAUUGCCUCUCUUUUUGGUUUAAUAAAUGGAACAUAUUUGGUUUGUUUUGAAAUGGACAUAAAAAGAAUUAAAAU
This is a messenger RNA of Nothoprocta perdicaria, 744 nucleotides long. It is a transcript of the gene FABP7, whose product is annotated as fatty acid binding protein 7. Gene Ontology annotation, molecular function: fatty acid binding. The record is from RefSeq and is a predicted model, not a curated record. Gene Ontology annotation, cellular component: cytosol; nucleus. The coding region runs from base 49 to 447 and encodes 132 amino acids. Gene Ontology annotation, biological process: fatty acid transport. Lineage: Eukaryota; Metazoa; Chordata; Aves; Tinamiformes; Tinamidae. The transcript has 4 exons.